AUGACUUCCACCAUGGAUUAUGAGAAUGAGAACGGCACUCGUUACGAAGAUGAGGCUCCUCGUUACGAGCGUGAUCGCAGCGCAUCUCCUCGCCCAACACGUCGCAAUGAGAGCCCACGUGGAGGACCUCGCCGAUCUGCUUCUCCUGACAGAAAUGGCCGUGUCGAUGAGCGCAGCGGACCCAAGAAUGAUCGUGGACCUGGUCCUCAAAAUGAUGAUGGCGCAGUCAACCCAGGCUCCAACCUCUUCGUCACUGGUAUUCACCCUCGUCUUCUCGAAGAAGAGGUUUCCCGCCUUUUUGAGAAAUACGGUGAUGUUGAGAAAUGCCAAAUCAUGCGUGACCCUCACACUCGUGAAUCUCGUGGCUUUGGUUUCGUCAAGAUGAUUACCUCUGAUCAAGCUGAUGCUGCCAAGGAGGGCUUGCAAGGUGAGGUCAUUGAAGGCCGAACUUUGAGCAUUGAGAAGGCUCGUCGUGCUCGUCCUCGUACCCCAACCCCUGGCAAGUACUUUGGACCACCAAAGAGAGAGGAUCCUCGUGGACCUCCCCGUGGUGGUGGAUACGGCGGAGAUCGUUAUGAUGAACGUCGUCGUGGAGGUGGUGGUGGUGGUGAAUACCGCUCUGAUCCUUACCGCUAUGUAGGAGGCAGUGGUGGCAGUGGUGGUGGCAGAGAUUUCCGAGACCGAGGAUACAGCCGCCGUGAUCGUGACGACUACAACGACGCUCCCCGUGGAAUCGAUCGUUACGCCGGACCCCGCGAUGGUGGUGAUCGUUACAGCCGUGGAGGUGAUGAACGCCGUGGAGGUGGAUAUCAAGACCGUGACCGAUACGACCGAGGUGGUCGUGAGGGUGGUCGUGAGGGUGGUCGCGAUGAAAGACCAGCUCGAGACCCAGCUCCUGCUGCUGCCUAUGGUGAUCAAGCUCCUCGUGGAGACGCUCGAGAGCCAUAUGGAGGUAGAGCCUACGAUGAUGACAGACAUUCCCGUCGUGAAUAUUAA
Sclerotinia borealis F-4128 is the source of this 996-nucleotide messenger RNA. Lineage: Eukaryota; Fungi; Ascomycota; Leotiomycetes; Helotiales; Sclerotiniaceae. The record is from the annotation of a GenBank genome assembly.